Ictalurus furcatus (blue catfish) is the source of this 3443-nucleotide messenger RNA. RefSeq names its product nucleic acid binding protein 1a (gene nabp1a). Lineage: Eukaryota; Metazoa; Chordata; Actinopteri; Siluriformes; Ictaluridae. Gene Ontology annotation, cellular component: SOSS complex. Gene Ontology annotation, molecular function: DNA binding. The transcript has 6 exons. The record is from RefSeq and is a predicted model, not a curated record. Gene Ontology annotation, biological process: response to ionizing radiation; mitotic cell cycle checkpoint signaling; double-strand break repair via homologous recombination. The coding region runs from base 2101 to 2742 and encodes 213 amino acids.
UGCACUGUGGGGUGAAAUGUAGAUGUGGAGUGUGAUAUACGGUACAAGUAUGAAAUAAAAUACGCUAUGAGUACUAAUGUGUGGUACAGUUGAGGUUAUAGGUUUACAUACACCUUGUAGAAUCUGCAAAAUGUUAAUAAUUUUAAAUUAUCAGAGAAGUUACUGUUUGUUUUUUAUUUAGUACUGACCUGAAUAAGCGAUUUCACACAGGCUAACAGAUGUUUACACAUAGUCCAAAAGACACAAUAAUAACUGAAUUUAAACAAAUUAAUCAGUUCAACCGUUUACACUGGACUGAUUCGUAAUACUGUGUAUUGGGUCCAUGUAUGUUGCGUUGGUUCGUUUUUUGAUUCAAAAUGGAAAAUCAAAUGACAAAUUAACUAUGUUUAAAACCCAUUUUUGCACAAAAUAUUUUUUAAAUAUGCCUCAUUUAUACUUUCUUGCCGUCUUGUUUUUUGAGGUGGAGUUUUGUGUUUUGUGGCAUGCUCUCAUAACCCGAGUAUAAUUUAAUUAACUGAAAAAUGUGUAGAAUCCAUCUGUGGCUUCACCAAACAUGUUACUUCGCUCUGAGAAUCAGUUUCACCAUUAGUUUAAAUUAUAUUCAAUUAUUAUAUACGACAUAAACGUUUACCAUUAGAGCUGCAUAUUUACACCUGAGAAUGUUGGGACACGUCUGGCAUUUCAAAGAAUACAAAACGAGAUCUUCAGAAGUUCUGCCCUGACCUGUGUUCUUUUUUUUUUUUUUUUUCCUCUCCACUGUGUGUAGUGUUUGUCUUUUCAGACUUUUCUGGUGCAUCACACUUUAUACAUGCGAGAUGGAGGACUGCUAAGCAGAAAGCUGUGCAUGAUGACGGGGGUGAAAAGAAACUGCUCAGCAAGUCAAAGAUAUAGCGGAAAUAAUUGGGAUGCAUGUAAUCAAAUCAUAUUUCACAACGUCUGCAACACAACAGAAGGAAGCAGGACGCGCGUGCCGUGCCGGGGUAUUUCCUUAACUGAGCUUACUGUGACCAAUCAGAUGUCGAGAGCAGGGUAUGUACCAACCCUUCACUUACGGUCUUCAAUGUCUAAACGUGACUUGGUCAGAUUGUUGUGUUUGUUUUAAGUUUUAUCACGCAUCGUGUGUUCUAAUUCUCAAGAUAUGGAUAAAUGAGUAAAUGUAAUUGAACGUAAUACAGUACGCCCCCCCCCAUUCAGCAGAAUAAUGGUAUGAUCCGGCUGGUAUAAGAGGCGCAGCGCACACACGUUGGCGUUGUUCUUAGGCUUUUGUUAGGGAUAAAAGGCGAGGUAGAAAUGUCACAGCGAAGGGAUAGUUUUCUGUCCGCGGUCAGGUUUUAAUGUAAUUCUAUCACUGUAACUGUCUCACAUAUAGGAACUCAUAGGUCACGGAUUAAACCAGUUCAAAAGAGCCAUUAGCGAGUUUAUUAUGAAUGCUCAUCAUGGAACAGUUAUCACUAAAGAAAAGUUAGCUAGCUUAGCUCAGUUGGGUUUUUUUUUUUCCCGCAGUCAACUUCGGCGUUUUUUAUUUUUUAAAGCCAUAAUAGCUGGGUUUUUGUAAAGGGUGUUUGUGUAGCUUGAUAUGAGCUCCUUCACCUCCCUCAGUGUGUAGAUUCAGAAAUGAUUAGCGGAAAUAACAAGACACCUGCACGGAAAAUCAAUAGUUCAGCGCUUUCGACUUCAAACGUUGUCGUUUCUCCCAUGAAGGGUUAGAACAGGGUUAUAAAUCUCGGUCUGAAUACUCCUAGGAGGAAAAAAAAGAAAGAAAGAAAAGAAGUGGACAGCCCCUCGGCUGAUUGGCUUUUGGGGUUAAACUUCAGUGACUUCCCCUUUCGAGACACACUCUAUCUACCAUUUCAGGCUUUUCUAAACCAAAUUCGUGUACAAGUCGAAAGGACGAACACUAAUUUAAGACCUCCGACUCAUAGUCGCUGUAUUAUCUUUACAGCUCCAUUAUACUGUACAAGUGUAUUCGGCUAGCUUAUCCCGCUAGCUGCUGCUGCUCUGAUACACCACAGUGUGUAGUGGUAGCCUCAAAGCUAGCACCGCUAGCUUCGUCUUCUCCUGCGAUUUAAAUUUUUUUUUAUUUUAUUUUAUUUUAUAACUAUGUCGAAUAUUAACAACGACACCGUGAGCUUGAUUAAAGACGUAAAACCGGGAUCUAAAAACCUGCAUAUCGUCUUUAUAGUUUUGGAAAUAGGUCGCGUGACCAAGACAAAGGACGGACACGAAGUGCGCUCGUGUAAAGUAGCGGAUAAGAGCGGCAGUAUCGCCAUCUCCGUCUGGGAUGAACUGGGCAGCCUCAUCCAGCCUGGGGACAUCAUCCGCCUCACACGAGGCUAUGCUUCUAUUUGGAAGGGGUGUCUCACCUUGUACACAGGCCGAGGUGGAGAUCUACAGAAAAUCGGAGAGUUCUGCAUGGUGUACUCAGAAGUUCCAAACUUCAGCGAGCCAAAUCCUGAGUUGCUAGCCCAAGCCAACCAGCAGAACAAAACGGGUAAAGAACAGCGUGGAAACUCCCCACCUAAUCAAAAUGCACCACCCCCUGUCCAAGCAGGAAACGGCACCAUGCAGACAUAUCCUAACAAUAACACAUCCCAGCCAGCCAACUUCCCAGCUCCCGGGAGAGCGAAUGGCCGUGUUCCUGGAAACGGCCCGUCACCGGUCACUGUAGGACAGCCUGCACCGCCGAAACCGUCAGUCACCAUCAGCAAUGGCAGGGACCCUCGCCGCGCUUCCAAGAGAUGAAGCACACUCGAAGCUUGACUGUUUGUUUGUCUUUCAAAAUAACUGCCAAUCAAGACAAAGUCUAAUAUUACAGUGCAAUCAGCUGAGUAUUGGCUUUGUCCUCUUUCACCUAGGCCUGUUAAGAGUUAAACUUUCUGGAGAACAGUUACUUCAGAACUUGAUUUUUCUUCAUCACCACCCUGUUGUCUUCUUUAGUGCAGGUCUUGACACGUGCCCUCAUCAUGUGGUGUUUCAACCAUCCACCCUUACUUGAACACUCAAUGCACUUUCUUCGCUUAAUUUAUAGUGAAUUGCUGUCAAAGGAAUUCAGGAAUGGUUAACUGCUGUUGUAAAUACGCAGACGGAAGCCGCUGGCUGCCUUUUUCUUUGUGUGGAAGGGUGUAUGCCCUUCAGCCAAAAACAUACCAAAAGUGACUGUGCGAAAGAGGUGAUGGUUUGAUUCUGACACUUAGGUUUAUUUAAUUAGAAAUAAAACUAGAAAUUAACCAAUGUUGUCCAAUUAAAACUUGUUUAUUGGUCCUUUCUCUGGUUUUUGCAUUAAAUUAAUGUUGGUUUGGGGGACUGACUACAUCAUGGGAUGAAAUGUCUGUAUGAACUGCUACUUAUGGCAGACUGUCACCUUCAGUCCACAUGAAACAGCCCCCCCAUCAGAAAUGCCACUGGUACAUAAUCGACCCCAUUUUUUUUUUUUUUUUUUUUUU